AUGGAGAUUCUCAAGUCUAUCGAUUACGUCGGGGCCUUUUUGUCUAUUGUCGGCCUGACUCUCUUCCUGGUUGCCCUUCAGGCCGGCGGGUACUCUCAUCCUUGGUCCUCAGCCUACGUUCUAUGCCUUCUUCUGAUCGGCAUCUUUAUGAUCAUCGCAUUCUGCAUCUGGGAGGCCAAGUUCGCAAAGUGUCCAAUGGUCCCAGGUGACUUAUUCAAAGGACAACCUGUCGUCGCAGUAGCCUUCCUGGUGGCCUUUGUAGGCGGCUUGAACUUUUACUCGUCCAUCAACUUCUACCCGCUCGAGGCACUGACUGUGUUUGAUCCGGCUCCUGUUCAGGUUGGCCUCAAGGGCUUGGCAUCUGGUCUCGGUAUCACCAUUGGCGCCACGGUCAUCAAUGGGGCGCUGUCGUGGUUUAAAGGAAAUGCUAGAGAGCUGCUCCUUUUCUCAUGUGUUAUGAUGACUGCCUUUGGAGGAGCCUUGGCUGCGGUGACACCUGACACUCCUGCUUUGAUCUAUAUCUUUGGCGUCUUUUCUGGCAUUGGAGUCGGCGGUGUCCUCGUUCCAGCGGCAACCGUUGCAAUUACGGUUGCACCAGACGAACUCAUCGCCACGUGUGUCGCCCUCUCACUAUCCAUUCGUGUCGUAGGUGGCUCCAUCGGUUACAGCAUCUACUAUAACAUCUUUUACCACAAGCUCAAAUCCAAGCUUCCCUACGUCGUUGCCGACUAUGCUAUCAAAGCAGGGCUUCCUCUCACCUCUGCCACGCAGUUUGUCACUGCCUACAUUCUUGAGCCUUCUGCUCUAGCUUCUGUCCCUGGCGUCACUCCUGAGAUACUGAAGGCUGCAGCUAUUGGCAGCCGCUGGGGAUACGCAUACGCCCUGAAAUAUGUGUGGUUGACUAGCAUUGCUUUUGGAGUCUGUGCCAUUGUCGCAUGCGCCUUUAUCGGGAACACCAAGAAGUACAUGACUAACCGUAUUGCCGCUCGUAUUGCUCACUGA
Molecule: messenger RNA, 1002 nt
Organism: Fusarium musae
Lineage: Eukaryota; Fungi; Ascomycota; Sordariomycetes; Hypocreales; Nectriaceae
Exons: 3
Coding region: 1-1002 (333 amino acids)
Biological process (GO): transmembrane transport
Molecular function (GO): transmembrane transporter activity
Source: RefSeq, a predicted model, not a curated record